Cannabis sativa is the source of this 1920-nucleotide messenger RNA. RefSeq lists its product as uncharacterized. Bases 1 to 1920 code for a protein of 639 amino acids. Gene Ontology annotation, biological process: proteolysis. The record is from RefSeq and is a predicted model, not a curated record. The transcript has 5 exons. Lineage: Eukaryota; Viridiplantae; Streptophyta; Magnoliopsida; Rosales; Cannabaceae. Gene Ontology annotation, molecular function: cysteine-type peptidase activity.
AUGCUCCAACUUGAGAGGUGCGAAGAUAAAGAUGAUGCCUACAAGCUUGGACUGAUCGCUUUCAUUGAAGGUGUAUUAGUAUCAAAGGAGGGCAAUGUCCAAGUUUGGCCUGAGAUGUUGAAGUUUGUUAACGAUCUCGAAUUCUUCUUUAAGUAUCCGUGGGGCGAGCGCGCUUUUCGUAAGCUGAUGGAGACAUUAGGAAAGAAUAUGCAACAUUACAAGGAUAAUGUUGACAAGAAGAAGGGGAAGAAGAUUGCUCAGGAGGCAAAGUACACUGUUAGUGGCUAUGUACCUGCCUUUCAGUACUGGGCAUACGAAGCAAUUGAGAAGUUGGGGAAGAAUCGGUUGGUGGUGAAGAAGUGCUUGUUUCCCCGGCCCAGUGAAGAGGCAUACUUCAAGAGUAUUAAUGAGGGUAAAGCCCCUCUUUGCUUUGAGAUGGACGUAGAACAAACGGUGGACGUUGAUGGUACACAGGAGUCUGUGUUUGAAACUCAAGCGAAGACCAUCAACGAGGCCGUGACAAAGGCAAAUUUAGUUCCACCACCACCGGCACCUGAAGUACACGAGCCAUCUACUUCAGCAGGUCCUUCUGCUCUAACCAGUACAACUGUGGACACUGACCUUGUAAAGAGGUUUGAUAGCAUUGAGGCCCGGCUGGAGAAGCUUGAGUCCCAGCAGGAAGCCGUCAUGUUGGCACAGACGGGGUUAGUAAAUAGCCAUCUCAGUAUGAGGCGGUCCUUCACAGAGAGUCAGAAAGAUCUGAAGGAGACUCUACUGGCUAAGAUGGACGAGUUGAUGGCUAUGGUAAAAGGAGCGCCCACACCUGGAGAGCCCACACCUGCACCGCAAAAUGAGGAACAAGAGGCGAGUGAUAACGAAGAUGUCUUCCCAGAAGAUUGGGAAGCAGAUGAUAACGAGGCACCGUCAACUCCAUUGGAAGCAAUUAUCACGGCCAUUGGGGAUACACAAUCACAGGACGAAGUCCUACUUCUACCUGGACCCCCAGAAAAUGUGCCAUUUGUGAGGAAGAGGAAGCCGCCAAAGUACUUGAACGACUACACUGCGGAAAAGAAAAAGAGGCGAGUUCUUCCAGAGAACGUAGACCCGGAGAGACCAGCAGACCGUAGAUUGCUUCGUACGUUCAAGAGGUGGUUGAUUGGAGACAUUCCCAAUGCCCGACCUAGGAAUGUGCACACCGGUGUUGGCGAUGUCAAGUUCUUCACAACUUUGUUUCUUAGGUCGGAGUGGCUUCACGAUGAUCACAUAGAUGCCAUAUCACACUUGAUGAGGAGGAGAGGCCAUCAUUUUCCAGAGUUGUACCCUCAGCCAAGUGUGAUUUUGGACACAACACUUCCACAAUUCCUCAUAGGCAUUUGGAGCUGCCAGACUGGUGACAAAAGUACGUUCGAAUGGCCAGAUGCAGUGAACCAGUACUAUCUGGGUAUGGAGAGCCGUUACAUGCCAUGUUGGAAGGAUUUGAACUUCAUAUACUUCGUCAUGUACUUCGAUCAUCAAAAACAUUGGGUUGCUGUUGAGGUAGAUAUUGAUAUGUGGCAGAUUCGGGUGUACGAUAAUGAUUUAUCAUGCACCAGCGACGCACAGUUUGAUGCCAUCAUGCUACCUUGGACUGAGUUGUUUCCACAUCGGCUGAGGUCUACUGGCUAUUAUGAUCAAGUGAACAACAACAUUCUGAAUGUGGACUUAGGGGACAGUAGCCAACUCAGAUUAAUACAUGCUAGACGCAUGCCAAGUGAGGUGGUUCCCCAAAGUAAAACAAGUGGUGAUUGCGGGGUGUAUGCACUUGAGUACAUCGAACACCUAAUGCUGAAUCGGUCCUUGGACAACAUUACAGACGAUAGCAUGAGAAUGUUCAGAGAUCGGUGGUGUGUAGACUUGUUUUAUCAGAACUUAACUUGGUGA